GCGGCACACGCCCCGGACGACCCCGAAGUCUCUCCAUAAGGGUGGAAAUCAGGCGGUGGAACCGGUGCGGACGAAGUCUCGCGAGAGCGGCCCCCUCCAGUUUCCUUCCUCUCUUCCAGUCCUCCCGCCCCCUUCUGAGGACCCUCCCCCCUCCCCCUCCUGGGUCGUAGUGUCCCUGCGCCCCACGGGCCGGAGCGGCAGCGAGAGCAGCUUCACCCGCUCCCUCCCCCACCUCCUCUCACCGCCUCACUCACCCCCCCCCUCCCGCCGGGCGAGGAGGAGCCGGAGGAGAGGAAGAUGGCGGCGGCCGCCAGCACCAGCGGUACCGCGGGGCCGCUCCGAGGAGCCUGAGAGACCCACGGACGCUUCGCGGGGAGACGCGGCGGCGGAGGAUGAGCCUGCAGAGCGCGCAGUAUCUCCGGCAGAAGUCCUGAAGGCUGACAUGACAGAUUCCAAGCUGGGUCCAGCUGAGGUCUGGACAUCUAGGCAGGCUCUGCAGGACCUGUACCAGAAAAUGCUAGUUACUGAUCUGGAGUAUGCUUUAGACAAGAAAGUGGAGCAGGAUCUCUGGAAUCAUGCCUUUAAGAAUCAGAUCACAACACUACAGGGCCAGGCAAAGAAUCGAGCAAACCCUAAUCGGAGUGAAGUUCAAGCAAACCUUUCUCUGUUUUUAGAGGCAGCUAGUGGCUUCUAUACUCAGUUGUUACAGGAGCUGUGCACAGUGUUUAAUGUAGAUUUACCUUGCCGUGUAAAGUCUUCCCAGUUGGGAAUUAUCAGCAAUAAACAGACGCAUACCAGCGCCAUAGUGAAGCCACAGUCUAGCUCCUGUUCAUAUAUCUGCCAGCACUGCCUCGUCCACCUUGGAGACAUUGCUCGCUAUAGAAACCAGACCAGCCAGGCAGAAUCCUACUAUAGGCAUGCAGCUCAGCUUGUCCCCUCUAAUGGUCAGCCUUACAAUCAGUUGGCUAUUUUAGCUUCUUCCAAAGGAGAUCAUCUGACCACAAUUUUCUACUACUGCAGAAGCAUCGCUGUGAAGUUCCCUUUCCCAGCUGCCUCCACUAAUCUUCAAAAAGCACUUUCUAAAGCACUGGAAAGCCGGGAUGAGGUGAAAACUAGAUGGGGUGUUUCUGACUUCAUCAAAGCCUUUAUUAAAUUCCAUGGUCACGUGUACCUGAGCAAGAGUUUAGAAAAACUGAGCCCUCUUCGAGAAAAAUUGGAGGAACAGUUUAAGAGACUGCUAUUCCAGAAAGCAUUCAACUCUCAGCAGCUAGUUCACGUCACCGUCAUUAACCUAUUUCAACUUCAUCACCUUCGAGACUUUAGCAAUGAAACUGAACAACAUAGUUAUAGUCAGGAUGAACAACUGUGUUGGACACAGCUACUGGCCCUCUUUAUCUCUUUUCUUGGCAUCCUGUGUAAGUGCCCUCUUCAGAGUGAGUAUCAGGAAGAAUCAUGCAGUGCAUACCCCCUUCCUGCUGUCAAGGUCUCAAUGGACUGGCUGAAACUUAGACCCAGUGUCUUUCAGGAGGCUGUGGUUGAUGAAAGACAGUACAUUUGGCCCUGGCUGAUCUCUCUUCUCAACAGCUUCCAGCCCCAUGAAGAAGAUCUCUCCAGCACUAAUGCUACUCCACUUCCAGAAGAGUUUGAGUUACAGGGAUUCUUAGCAUUAAGACCUUCUUUCAGGAACUUAGAUUUCUCCAAAGGCCACCAAGGGAUUACAGGAGACAAAGAGGGACAACAGUGGCGAAUUCGCCAACAACGUUUGAUUUCCAUAGGCAAAUGGAUCGCUGAUAAUCAGCCAAGGCUGAUUCAGUGUGAAAAUGAGGUAGGGAAAUUGUUGUUUAUCACAGAGAUCCCAGAGUUAUUACUAGAAGACCCCAGUGAAGCCAAAGAGAACUUUGUCCUUCAAGAAGCAUCCCUCGUGGAGUCCCUACCAGCGGAAGGGAGCCCGGGGCUAAAAUCCGUGCUCUCUACAGGCAGAAAUGUGAGCACCAACUGCGACACCACGGAGAAACCCAUGGUCACCUUCAAGGAGAACAUUAAGCCUCGAGAGGUGAACAGAGAGCAAGGAAGAAGCUACCCACCCAAAGAGGUGAGAAGGGACUAUAGCAAAGGCAUAGCAGUUACUAAAAGUGAUGGAAAGAAGGACAACAACAAGAGGAAAAAUGAGACCAAGAAAUGCACCUUAGAGAAGUUGCAGGAAGCGGGAAAGCAGAGUGUGGCGGUGCAGGUAAAAUCUCAGACUGAAUUAAGGAAGACCCCAGUGUCUGAAGCUAGAAAAACACCUGUGACUCAGACCCCAAGUCAGGCAAGCAAUUCCCAGUUCAUCCCCAUACAUCACCCAGGAGCCUUCCCUCCCCUGCCCAGCCGACCAGGAUUCCCACCCCCAGCCUAUGUUAUCCCCCCUCCUGUGGCAUUCUCUAUGGGCUCAGGUUACACCUUCCCAGCUGGUGUUUCUGUCCCAGGAACCUAUCUUCAGCCUACAGCUCACUCUCCAGCAGGAAACCAGGUGCAAGCUGGGAAACAGUCCCACAUUCCUUACAGCCAGCAACGGCCCUCUGGACCAGGGCCAAUGAACCAGGGACCUCAGCAGUCACAGCCACCUUCUCAACAAUCCCUUUCAUCUUUACCAGCUCAGCCAACAGCACAGUCUACAAGCCAAUUGCAGGUCCAGGCACUGGCUCAGCAACAACAAUCUCCUACAAAGGCUGUGCAGGCUUUGGGGAAGAGCCCUCCUCAUCACUCUGGAUUCCAACAGUAUCAGGCAGAUGCUUCCAAACAGCUGUGGAAUCCACCUCAGGUCCAAGGCCCAUUAGGGAAGAUCAUGCCUGUGAAGCAGCCCUACUACCUUCAGACCCAGGAUUCCCUAAAACUGUUUGAGCCGUCCUUGCAACCUCCUGUAAUGCAACAGCAGCCUCUAGAGAAAAAAAUGAAGCCUUUUACCAUGGAGCCAUAUAACCAGAAUCCCUCAGAAGUCAAGGUCCCAGAAUUCUACUGGGAUCCAGCUUAUAACAUGGCUGAUAAUCGAACAGUGAUGACCCAGCAAGCGAGUGUGGACCGUCGGGGCAAAAGGCCGCCGGGUGUCUUCCCCUCUGAGCAGGAUCCUGUCCCAAGGAUGCCAUUUGAGGACCCCAAGAGCUCCCCUCUGCUUCCUCCGGACCUGUUAAAGAGUCUGGCUGCCUUGGAGGAAGAGGAAGAGCUGAUUUUUUCUAACCCUCCUGAUCUUUACCCAGCUCUGCUGGGGCCUCUCGCCUCUCUUCCUGGACGAAGCCUCUUUAAGUCCCUGUUGGAGAAACCCUCAGAACUCAUGUCUCAUUCUUCUUCUUUCCUAUCCCUCACUGGCUUCUCUCUCAAUCAGGAAAGAUACCCCAAUAACAGCAUGUUCAAUGAAGUAUAUGGCAAAAAUCUAAGUACCAGCGCAAAAGCAGAGAUGAAUCCCUCCAUGACCCACCAAGAAACAUCAUUAUACUCUCUCUUUGAAGGGACUCCAUGGUCUCCAUCCCUUCCUGCUAGUUCAGAUCAUUCAACACCAGCCAGCCAGUCUCCUCACUCUUCUAACCCAAGUAGUCUGCCAAGUUCUCCUCCAACACACAACCAUAAUUCUGUUCCAUUCUCCAAUUUUGGACCCAUUGGGACUCCAGAUAAUAGGGAUAGGAGGAUUGCAGAUCGUUGGAAAACAGAUAAACCAGCUAUGGGUGGAUUUGGAUUUGAUUAUCUCCCAGCAACAUCCUCGUCCUCUGAGACCAGCUGGCACCAGGCCAGUACUCCCAGUGGGCCCUGGACAGGUCAUGGCCCUUCCAUGGAGGAUUCCUCCGCCGUCCUUAUGGAAAGCCUAAAGUCCAUCUGGUCCAGUUCCAUGAUGCAUCCUGGACCUUCAGCCCUGGAGCAGCUGUUGAUGCAGCAGAAGCAAAAGCAGCAGCGUGGACAAGGCACCAUGAACCCACCGCACUGAGGCCGAGGUGGCAACCCUGGUGAACCAAGGCUCCAUGAACCAUGGCAUGUUGGGUUUGCAGGACUGGCCCACACAGGAACCUGCGGGUGGCAGCCCUCUGUUCUGUUUCUCGCUGUUGAGAGGGCGUAAGUGUUCCACCAGCCCGCUGAGUGUGCACGAAAUGUUCGCAGUGCAACAACAAAAAACAUCAGGAACUCUCCUGUCCCCCUGGGGCCCACCAGGAGGUAGAGAGGAACUGCUGUUUGUCUCACUCAGUUACCUGAUAUCACCGCCUCUCACCUUCUCCAUCGUGCAUGUCCCCAGCCACAUGGGAAGGGAAAGCUGAGAACGAAAGGCAGAUGGGAGAAGCCAAUGGGAACUUCUCGAUCCUUUUUUCCUCUUUGGGGAAUAAAAUAGGAAUCCAUUACUGAUUGCUUUGCUGACUGAGAAUGUAGUUGAAAUUAUUCCUAAACAUCUUUAUUAUUAUUACUCUCAGUAGUAAAAAGAUCACACUGAAUUCUUCCAUACACAGAUGUGCUCGUAGUCAGUGUGUAGCAAUGAAAGCCUCGUUCACUGCUCAUGUCCGAGGUAGGUGGUGACAGGAUGGAGGAACGUAUCUCCUCCGCCGGGGGAAGUGUUUCCACAAGGAGAGUACAUGACCUCACCUUUCACUCAGAAGGCUCUGGCCGGCCCUUUCCUGGCCUGGAGGAUCCAGCAGAAAAUGUCCUUCACUCUGUUGGUACUCUGAGCUACAGUCGGGGACACAGUGUGUGUGCUGGGGCUGUGCUGGACAAGCAGGUGACUGCUCUAGGGUUUUAAAUUAACGUUUUUGAUUCCUGUACAUUUUACAGUAGCAUAGCAAGCAAUCUCACAGAAGCCAGGCUAGUCUGUCCAUUCAUGGCCUGACCCAUUUUAAUAGGUAGUAGAAGCUUUCAGUGUGGUUUUUUUUUUUUCCCGUUUUGUUUUUUGUUCCCCCAUCCUAUUCAUCUACCCUUCCUCCCAUCCCCAAAAUUUCUCCCUCUACCCUAUGCUGGAUGCUCCUAAUAUACGACAUCUCACCAAGAAGCAGCAUGGGGUCCAGCAGUUAGGGGCCCAGCCCAGAAGAUGGUCCAGAUAGGCAGGAAGCAGCAGCAGGAGCAGAUGUACAGCCUACCAAGGGGCACAGGUCCAGCUGCCCAGGCCCCUGCACAGCGCCAGUCCCUAACCCUCCAGCUCCAGAGUGAAAUUCAAGGCUCUUGUGGACGUGUGCAUCCCAUGUGCACAGAAGAAAACGCAGUCCACUUCGGAAAAGGCGCAAAGAAAGGGAAAUAAACUUUUUAUUUGAUAAUUUAUUAGGGGGAAAGAAGACUGGAAAUUUUCUUGUGUAGAAAAAAAAGGACAACAUUUCUGUUAGUCGUUUCCUGGGAAAGUAAUAUGGGAAAAUUAUGGAAACAAUCUAAAUGUCCACUUGCUGUGCUGGUGAUAAAUUUGUUUGUUUUUUUUUCUGGGUUUUGUUUUUUUCCUUUUUCAGUGUGUGAGGGUGUAUGUGUGCUUACACACUCACACUCAUUUAGGUAUGAGGUAGUUCAGGACCUCAGAGCUGGGACAUAGCUGCAGAGCACAGCCAGAAGCCCAGGCGUCUCUGGAGUCUGGGCAGAGGGGCCAGGUGCACAUCGCUCAUCCCUGGGAAUGGUUGGAUUCCCCCCUGGCACUUGCAGCAUUAGCACUCUCUGAGUUUAACAUGGUGUUUUUAUUUUUGAAAGGUCUCCAAAAAGGGUAAAGCACCUACCCCAGUGGCAGUAUGAAACCCUCUGUGCUUCUCUCCAGCCCUUCCCUCUCUCUGCCUUUUCCCUCCACCUUGCCAACCUUACCCCAGUUUGUGUGUUUGAGCUGUGCAUCCAGGCAGCUGCAACAUUCCAGUGUUUGAAAUGUCACUGAUUCUUGCACCCUAGACAAGCUAACCAGGUUCACCAUCUCACUCCCAGCAGUGCCCCAAGUCCUAGCCACAGUCCCAUUUCUGCAUGAGAAUCUGGUGUUUGGAAUGUUUUCUGGUUCUUGGGGUGGGGCUCUUUACCCUACCAUACUCAUUGUGGAGUAAUGAGGAGGGGAGGGGGGAUCCCCAGCAGAAACUGGUUUGUGUAGUAAGCAUUCUUUUGUGUUUUUGUCUGUCUGUGCAAGACAUGCAGCUGCUGAAAUCAGCUUUGCCUUUAAUUAAACCAUGUUCUCUCCAACCAGA
Dromiciops gliroides (monito del monte) is the source of this 6146-nucleotide messenger RNA. RefSeq names its product SMG7 nonsense mediated mRNA decay factor (gene SMG7). Gene Ontology annotation, cellular component: telomerase holoenzyme complex. Gene Ontology annotation, biological process: nuclear-transcribed mRNA catabolic process, nonsense-mediated decay. NCBI's taxonomy places the organism in Eukaryota, Metazoa, Chordata, Mammalia, Microbiotheria, Microbiotheriidae. Gene Ontology annotation, molecular function: protein binding; telomerase RNA binding; telomeric repeat DNA binding. The transcript has 23 exons. The coding region runs from base 443 to 3952 and encodes 1169 amino acids. The record is from RefSeq and is a predicted model, not a curated record.